Equus caballus (horse) is the source of this 2402-nucleotide messenger RNA. RefSeq names its product chromosome 28 C12orf42 homolog (gene C28H12orf42). The record is from RefSeq and is a predicted model, not a curated record. NCBI's taxonomy places the organism in Eukaryota, Metazoa, Chordata, Mammalia, Perissodactyla, Equidae.
CAUAUAAGUGAUAGGAGGAAAGUGAUAACUUAGUAGGACUGUCAUUUGCUGCGUGGAAACAGCAAAUUAAAAAAAAUCAUUUUAAUUAUUAAAUUAGUCUAAUUCAUGGUGUUCAUGAAUUAGAAAAAUCUAGCUCAUGAACUAGGAAUCAUAAAAGUAUGGGAGAAAUUUUAUUUGAUGAUCAUGAGAUUUUAGCUGGAGACAGAAGGGUCAAUAUCACAAACUAGUAUUUGGUGUAACUUUAAGGGUUUAGUUAAAGAAAAGAAAAAUGGACUAAAAGACAGGAGGAAAUUUGAGAAAGCUAAUGCAUAAUUUAAUAAUUCCUUCAACGCAAAGGAUUGAUUUGAAAAGAGGCCAAUUUCUCUGCUUCUUCAGAAAGCAGAACUGCAGGAAACUGGUUUUUGAGUUACUAAGUUAGUCAAAGAAAGACUGCUGAUUCCUCAAGAGUUGGCAGACCCUGGAAUGACAUCUUGACCAGCUGGGGGUGGGAGUACUAAUGGGAAAGAACAGAGGACAGAUUUUCCUGGAAGUUUCUAAACCAGAGAGCAUGGCUUUGGAUCAAAUGUAUCCCAAAGUGGCCUCUGUUCCAUCUACAGCCUAGCUCUGCCCCCUGCUGUUGGCUGCAUUGCUGACUGCAUUUCUUAUGUAUUCAAAUUUACUUUGAGCGCUAGGAAGAGCAAUAGCUGGAAGGGGGAUUUCAGGAUUUCUGGGGAAUUUUAUCUUCAAACUACUACCUCCGUGGAAAAACAACCCGUUCUAAUAAACCUCGGGACGUCGUCCCCCAAAGAACAGGUGUCACUCAUAUUCUGGGUUGAAGGCUUCCCCAGUCUUGGCGUUGGGCGGCAGAUCAGAACGUCAGACGAGAGGUGUGGAAGUUAUUCGUGACUUGGGUGGCAGGAGCCGGAGGGGUUCUAUCUGUAAUGCUGACCACACUGUGGUUGCCCAGCGACUGCAGGGUGCUCAGAACCUCCCAGGGUUCUCCCCCAGGGAGCAGGAUGGACCGGCCAGUUCCCCGGGAGGAGGCUGCCGGUCGCAUUUCUGGGACACGGCCCAUGCCGCUCCAGAGAGCAAAGACCGCAAUUGAAAAAUGGGCAAAAACUUGCACAACAAUCUUACAGACUAACCGAUGUUAAUGGCCAAUCAGAAUAUGAAGAUGCUUGUUCUCAUUAGUAAACCAAAGAAAUGCAAGUUCAAUUCAAAAUGAGAUAGCGAAAUACCCUUGCUAUAUUCCUAUUGUGAGGAGCGCAACCCUCUGGGAGAGAAGCAUAUCUCGUGCAAAUCCCAGCCCUCAUCAUGAAAGAACUGUCUUGCCCUGCUCCAGGUUCACUGCUCACAUGAAGAACUUCUCUGAAUCUCUUAAACUUAGCCAACUACGUUUUUUGCAUUUUCCAGUAUUUCAGACUCCAAUGGCAUGUAAAAGACCGCUUUGUACUCGUCAGUGCCUUAUCCCCAGAUCUCCUGCUGUAAGUAUAGCUUCUUUCGAAGAAGAUAGCUACGGAGAAGCUGGUCCCUUCCCAACACCAUCCAGUGAAUGGGACGAGACCCCAUUGAUCUUCACUGUCAGACAAGAAAUUAAUAAGAGAGCUAGAGAAGCACCCAAGCAAGCCUGGAGCAGUCUAGUUUUGGAACAGCAAAUGGCAGGAAGGCCUAGCCCAUUCUGUUCAGUAAAUCCUCUGCACCUGGAGGCUGCAGGCACACACAUCAAAAGACACGCGAGGCCUCAGAACCAGCCCUCUCACAAUUCCAAGGCAGAUUCUGUCUCGCCUGGUCCCGCUCCGAGGCCUUACACUGCCAUCGGCCUCAGCAGAAGAAGCCAGACCCCACUGGCUCCGUGGAGGGUCUCCUGGAGUUCCUCAGAGCCCGAGCUGGAGGAAAAGAGGACAGCCACAGUUGGCGCUCUGGCAAACCCAGAUGUCCAAAGUCGGCCCCAAGGCGCGACCGGAAGUCUAGUUGUAAGAGGAGCAGUUGCCAUGGCAUCAGAGAUGCUCCCCAAGCAUCCUCAUCCCCCGGGGAAAAGGGAGCCCAGGGCAGACGCCUCCCUCCACGGCAAUCUGGCAGGAGCGCCCCUUCCUCGGUUUGCCGGUGCUCCCACCCAUCUCCCCUCAAAGAGGUUAAUCAAGGUUUGCUCUGCUCCCCCCUCCCGCCCACCCCGGGGCUUCCAUACGGUUUGUUCACAGGCCCCUCCUAGGCCGAGGGUGAAUGCUCACUUACAUUGACCGCUGCGAGGGAAUUGUUCCGCGAGCGCUGCCCAUCUUCAAAUCAAUGCCUGCCCAGAACAACAGAAAGGGCCUCAGAUGUACUGGUUUCCACAGAACUAUUGUUAGGCUUUUGUGAAGCAGUUUUGAACCUAAUAAAUAAUGUCAAAAGUCUCUAUCGCAGCCAAAAAUGUUCCUUUUGAAGCA